This is a messenger RNA of Didymodactylos carnosus, 534 nucleotides long. The record is from the annotation of a GenBank genome assembly. NCBI's taxonomy places the organism in Eukaryota, Metazoa, Rotifera, Eurotatoria, Philodinida, Philodinidae.
AUGUCAAAAAUUGAUCGCUCACGCUUUUUCUACCAACUACGCCAAAAGACAAAACAACGUCGUCUUAAACAUGCUCCGUUACAUAUGCGUCCUAAUCAUCAACAACAUGUACAAGAAAUUAAAAGAAAUAAUCAAGAGCAAAAAAGAGAAAAUAAAUUAAUUACCGCUAUAGUUGGUUCCUCAAUGGCUCGUAAUAUUUCAGUAAAAAACAUAGAAAGUGAAACCGAUGAGGUUCGUCUUAGAUUUAAAUCGGGCAGUGAUUGUGCUGAUGCUUUAGCUUGGUUGUUAUCAAGUGAUGGUCAACGUUUUAUGCUCAAUGUCAAUCAUUUGGUAUUUAUACUUGGCACAAAUGAUAUUCAUCGAGCAGGAGCUUAUGAAAGUAUUCGCCGUAUCGAUUAUACCAUUGACACGAUCAGACGUCUGUAUCCUGGUGUAAAGCAAGUAUGGAGGUAUCCUCUUGCCAUACUGUAUGGCAAUUACUUCAACGAAGAACAAGAAAAACUUGGCUUUUACCAGAGGGUUCAGCGGUAUUAA